AAUCAAUAUAAAGUCUCACAGGUGUUAAUCUUUCUUCAGAUAGCCGUGUCUAUUUAAGACAAUAUAUUUAUGUACAGGAUCUUUUCUUGUGAGGAGACAAUAGGAGCCAUGCCGCUGUUUUACUUUUUCUUGUUCUUGUUCUUUUCCACAGUUUCAGGGGAUAAUGGAGACACAGACAUCAUUGAUCUCUCCGGCCUCGUAAACUGCAACGAUUCAGCAUCCAUACUUAACCUGAAUCAGAAGUGUAUGGAUGUGUAUAAUGUGCCUCUCAAAAUGCCAAACGUAAGUGUGUUCAACAACCAGUCGAAAUCUGCAUCUGAAAUGAUUGAAAACAUCAUGAAGACCUUCGAUCCAACUUCAGCGUCUAAACUUUGCAGGGAUAUUGACAGCUAUGUGAAAGCGACAGUGUGUAGCAAUCGUGUCUCCAAAAAGUGUCUACCGCCUGCUCCCUUCCUGAAGGACAUGUUUCCAUCCGCAGACAAAAUACGAAAGACAGAGGAGUAUUCUUGCGCUAACUUGGACAAGGUCAACCAAACCUGUCUCAAGGACGUUUUGCCGAAAAUCGCUGACUGUGCCAACGUCACCGGCCUCAUCAGCAUCAGCGAUUCACUCAGCAUCAACACGACAGUUUUAAUGCAGGAAGUGUUCUGCGCAUCAUCACAGCUUAUGGUAACGUGCGGUCGACGAUUGAUGCCGGCCUGUGGUCCGAUCAGUCUGCAGAUGUUUGAAGCAUCGCUGCCAGACACAAGCAGUUGCACUCGGUCUACAGCCGCCACCAGUAUUGACAGAGUCCACGUGGACUGUUCCACCGAUCAAACCGUCAGAAAGGGAUACCUUCAAUGCUUAAUGAACAAUGGGAUCACGCUUAUUGUCCCGGAACAACCGACCAGUGAUGCCACAAGUCAGUAUAUCUUGAACGCUAUGACACUGGACCAAAACAAGAAUAUGUGCAGUAAUCUGAAGGCCUACCAGCAGGCAGUGAACUGUACUCUGCAGGUACAGAAGCAAUGCAGUGAUGACGUGAUGAAGCCCACGGUGGCCGACACCCAGACAGUACAAGACGGCUUGGCUAAACUCUGUGGUCAUAUCGGGGAUUUCGACACCAAGUGUGUUCAGAAGGCACCUAAAGCAGCUUGCGGCAGUAGACGCCGCUCUUUGGCUUCAAUUAUCCUGAGGCAUCUUUGCGAUGACACUCAUGUCAUCCAGAACUGUCUGGUGUCUGCGGUGAGCAGCUGCAGCAAGACGACCGGCAGCAUGUACAAGGACGUCCUACUUAGCCAAUCCCCGGCUAUGUGUCUAAAGCCUAAGCAGGGAUUAACAUCAAAUCUGAUUGGCUGAAGAUGACCCAGCUUAUAAAUAAACAUUGGCUUUUCACUUA
This is a messenger RNA of Haliotis rubra (blacklip abalone), 1378 nucleotides long. RefSeq lists its product as uncharacterized. The coding region runs from base 70 to 1338 and encodes 422 amino acids. Lineage: Eukaryota; Metazoa; Mollusca; Gastropoda; Lepetellida; Haliotidae. The transcript is spliced from 9 exons. The record is from RefSeq and is a predicted model, not a curated record.